Molecule: messenger RNA, 2498 nt
Organism: Xiphias gladius (swordfish)
Lineage: Eukaryota; Metazoa; Chordata; Actinopteri; Istiophoriformes; Xiphiidae
Gene: strada
Product: STE20 related adaptor alpha
Exons: 13
Coding region: 240-1520 (426 amino acids)
Biological process (GO): protein phosphorylation
Molecular function (GO): protein serine/threonine kinase activator activity; protein kinase activity; ATP binding
Source: RefSeq, a predicted model, not a curated record
AGCGCGCGCAAAGUUUCUCUGUGGGCGUGUCGUCGUUCGUGCGCGACACGGCGGUCAGCCAAGAAAGCGUAGUGGAGAGGUGGAGAGCUGUCAAAAACAUCCUGCAGGAGAGGAUGGGCAGCUAAAUAAGUUGUCCUAAAAUAGAAUAUCACCGCAACCAGGCAUUGCUGUUCUAAACAUCAUAUUGAUAUUCCCAGGGCGUGUUUUCAGCAUCAUAGGUAACACACUCAAGAGGAUCCAUGUCUUUUCUUCGUUGGGUAUCUGAGAAAUUGAGUGUGGAGUCCCUGCGGGAUUUGGAGUUAUUUGGAGAGCAAGCUCAGGGACUCUCUCACAGGAAAGCCCAUGAGGACAGUCAGGAGAGUCUGACCUCCCUCCCCCGUCGGGACACCAUGGGAAGCUUCCUCCCUGACAGCAGCUCAUAUGAGCUCCUCACUGUUAUAGGCCGGGGCUUGGAUGACUUGAUGACUGUGAACCUUGCUCGAUACAGACCCACAGGAGAACACGUAGCUAUCAGACGGAUUGACUUGGAGUCGUGCACCAAUGACAUGGUUACCCACCUGCAGGGUGAACUUCAUGUGUCGAAGUUGUUUCACCACCCCAGUAUUCUACCUUACAAGAGUGUCUUUAUAGCUGAAAACGAACUCUGGGUCAUCACCCCCUUCAUGGCUUAUGGGUCAGCCAGAGAUCUGAUCUGCACACAUUUUACUGAUGGUAUGAGUGAGCUGAGCAUCUCAUACAUUUUACUGGGCAUGCUAAAAGCUCUUGAAUACAUCCACCACAUGGGAUAUGUGCACCGGAGUGUGAAGGCAAGCCACGUGUUGAUCUCAGCAGACGGACAGGUUUGCAUGUCCGGUCUGCGGAGUAUUUUCAGUUUGAUCCGUCAUGGUCAGAGGGCAAAAGUUGUUCAUGACUUUCCUCAGUACAGCAUCAAGGUGCUGCCCUGGCUCAGUCCCGAAGUGCUGCAACAGAACCUGCAGGGCUACGACUCAAGGUCAGACAUCUACAGCCUCGGCAUCACAGCCUGCGAACUGGCAAAUGGACAUGUCCCCUUCAAAGACAUGCCGGCUACACAGAUGCUGUUGGAGAAGCUAAAUGGGACCGUGCCAUGUUUGCUGGACACCACCACUAUUCCACCAGAGGAGCUGUCCAUGAAACCAUCCCGCUCUGGGGCUGACUCUGGGAUCUGCGAGGGUCCGGGGCCCGGAGGGGUCAGACACUCCAACGGAGAGCCUUCCUCAACAGGACACCCAUACAACCGAACCUUCUCCCCACACUUCCACGCCUUUGUUGAACUGUGUCUACAGCGAGACCCAGAAAAGAGACCGUCUGCCUCCACUCUCAUAGGCCAUCCCUUCUUCAAACAGAUCAAACGCCGGCCCUCGGAGGCGCUGCCUGAGCUGCUACGGCCUGUGUCGCCCAUCACCAGCUUCGAGAGCUCCCAGCGACAGGACUCUCCCUCUGGACUGGCCAGUCUGGAGUCGGGUCUCAGCCACCUGGAGGUGGACGACUGGGACUUCUGACAGUGGAGGACUAAGUGGGGAGACACUUGUAGGAAUCUGAUGGGAAACCCUCUGAGAAGACAGGACGAGAUCUAUUUUUCUAAUGGUCCCCUUGUAAAUAAUACAAAUUUCAAACUAAAACGAGUUGCUGUUCUCAGAGACAAAGGUUAAAAGCCAGCAGCCAUCUUGCCUCUUUUUGAUGUCUUGCACGCUUUUGUUCUCUAGAUAUGCACAGACUCUUGCAAAGCACUGAUGGCCUCUCUCUCUCUCUCUCUCUCUCUCUCACACACACACACACACACACACACACACACACACACCCACCCACACACACACACACACACCUGUUUACAGAUUGUAAGCCCCCUGGAGCCAAAACACCACAGGACUCCUCUAUUCCUCAUGCUGUUGCUGAGGUGUCAGAGGAGGGUUUAUGGAUGUAGAUGUAGCCUAAACCUAAAGAUUCUCAUGAAACAGAUCAGUGAGAACCUGCUACUAAAUCUUCAGAGGGGACUCUCUACCUCUUGUUGGAACGUGGCUGCUGUAUGUGGCCCAUCUGCUCAGUGAGACCACUAUAAGGGUGCACACAAGCCCUCACAGCUGACUCAUUUAGCCCUCUACACCAGAUGGAAGGUUUCGAUUUUGCCUCGAGGAUCAGCUAAAUGAACAACUUGUAUAUGCAUUUCUUUGCUCUCUGUCUGUGUUACAGUGUAAACUACAUCUCAUGCUUUACACAUCACUUCUGCUGCACAGAGGUUAAGUAUAACACCUGUUUAGUUUAACCUUCAGAGCACAGAUGUAUUUCCUUGAACUUACUGAGCGUGAUGUUACUUAUGUCAAAAGUGAAUGUUACAUUGGUGCUUGUUUUGUCUGCAUGUAUUUGAAAGUGAGGACAAAGCAAAGUGUUGCAAAUGUCAAACUUGACCUUUAACAAUAAACAUAGUUCACUUAAAUGUUUUAACUUAAUGAUACCACACAAAUCAUCCAGUAAACCUUAUA